Drosophila gunungcola (fruit fly) is the source of this 791-nucleotide messenger RNA. RefSeq names its product chromobox protein homolog 5 (gene HP6). Gene Ontology annotation, biological process: negative regulation of transcription by RNA polymerase II; chromatin organization. The transcript has a single exon. Gene Ontology annotation, molecular function: chromatin binding. The record is from RefSeq and is a predicted model, not a curated record. Gene Ontology annotation, cellular component: pericentric heterochromatin; nucleus. Bases 93 to 578 code for a protein of 161 amino acids. Lineage: Eukaryota; Metazoa; Arthropoda; Insecta; Diptera; Drosophilidae.
ACACCGAUAAAGAUCUUAAUUAGGUGUGUAAACACUGUCCUGCCACGUUUCUAAGAAGCUAAUAAGUAACAAACGAAUAUUAACCAAAAAUAAUGGCCGAAUACUCUGUAGAACGCAUAGAGGAUAAAAGGAUUGAGAAUGGUAAAACGGAAUACUACCUGAAAUGGAAGGGAUAUCCGCGCAGUGCAAACACUUGGGAGUCCAUGGAGGAUCUUCACUGUCCGGACUUGAUUGCCAGCUUUGAGAAGUCGCUGAUAAAGAACAAAAAGGAGUCCAUGCAGCGUCUAUCCUCCGCAUUGGGUUCACAUGGCUCCGCUUGCAGCAAACGCCAGAAGGUGCAGGAGGAGGAUGACGAAAAUCUAACAGGCUUUGAGCGCGGCUUGGAGCCCUCGAAGAUCCUGGGCGCCACCAACUCGUCCGGUCAACUGAUGUUCCUGAUGAAGUGGGUGGGCACUGGACACGCGGAUCUAGUGCUAGCCAAGCAGGCCAACGUAAUCUGUCCCCAGGUCGUCAUCCAGUUCUACGAGGAACACCUCUUAUUGUACAAUAGUGCCGAGGACUUGAAAGAUCAAAACUAAUGCGAUAGCAAAAGUGUAAACGCACAACAUUAAAUAUAAAAUGAUAAAACAUUGAUUCUUAAAUUUUAUGUUCCUCUUCCAAUGUUUCACUGUGGACUCAAAGCUAUCGAUAAGUGGCAGCGUUUAUCAGCGCUAUUCCAUAUUCUGCUUUAAAUUUUCCACAUUUUCUGGUUUCUUUAACUUCUGCUGACUGUUGAGCAUUUAAAAAUCGAA